AAUUUUUUAAAGUUUUUCAAAGUCUUAGAUGUUGCUACAUAACAACAAAAUCAAGCAUGUAAGAGGGCAAGUUAAACCUGAAAAUCAGUCAUAUCGUCGUUUUUAUAGUUCUGCGUGAACAAUGAAAUGCACCAGGAAUCUGGUGCUAGCUCUGGCCCUGGGACAGUUGAUUGCAGUCUUUCUUGCUGGUACAGCUGUGACUAGUGGACUCUUGACUGAUCGUGGGGUAGCCAUACCUACAGCUCAGAGUUUCCUCAACUAUGUCUUACUUUGUGUGGUUUACACCAGCAUACUUGCAUGUCGCAGUGGGGAAUCUAGUCUUCUGGGGAUUCUAAAGGAAAGAUGGUGGAAAUAUAUGUUGAUUGGGUUUGUUGAUGUUGAAGCCAACUAUCUGAUUGUAAAGGCCUACCAUUAUACCACAGUUACAAGUGUUCAGUUACUUGACUGCUUUACUAUUCCUACAGUGUUGGCCUUGUCAUGGCUAUUUCUCAAAGUACGUUACAGGUGGACCCAUAUAGGUGGCGUUAUAUUCUGUCUAGCUGGGAUAGGGACUCUCGUUUUAGCUGAUGUACUUUCCAAAAAUAAUGCGGGGUCUGGAACUGCCGAGAACCAACUUUUGGGCGAUGCACUUGUUAUAUCUGGUGCCCUGCUAUAUGGGGUCUCAAACGUUGCAGAGGAGGCUGUAGUGCGCAAUUUUGAUCGGGUGGAGUUUCUAGGCAUGCUGGGAAUGUUUGGAAGCAUCAUCAAUGGGGUACAAUUUGUUCUGUUCGAGAGGCGAGAAGUGUCAGAUGUUGAUUUUAAUUUAAACACAGUGCUCCUACUAUUGGGGUUUGCAGUGUGCCUAUUUGCAGUAUAUUCCAUAUUCCCAAUUGCUAUCCAGUUAUCAAGUGCUGCAGCAGUGAAUCUUUCACUAUUGUCUGCAGAUUUUUAUGCUGUUUUAUUAGGUCUAUUCUUGUUUAAAUACAAAUUCCAUAUUUUAUACUUCUUCUCUAUAGCGCUUAUAAUAGUGGGGAUAAUACUCUAUAACCUGAAGCCUCCAGAAUCACAAAUCGAACAAAUCUAUGACAAAAUACCAGAAAGCGGAGACUUACAAAGUUCCAAUGGAACUGAGACACCUACUCGAGAACCUGAAGUUGAGACACCUAAAUUAGGAACUUGUUUUGAUAUAGAGCCAGUUGUGAUUGAGAAUAAGAGAACAGAUGCUAGAACACCUUCAUGUAGGACAAGUUAAGACAAAGUACAAAGAUGUGGUAAA
Owenia fusiformis is the source of this 1255-nucleotide messenger RNA. Lineage: Eukaryota; Metazoa; Annelida; Polychaeta; Sabellida; Oweniidae. The record is from the annotation of a GenBank genome assembly.